Bombina bombina (fire-bellied toad) is the source of this 4464-nucleotide messenger RNA. It is a transcript of the gene STK26, whose product is annotated as serine/threonine kinase 26. The coding region runs from base 201 to 1442 and encodes 413 amino acids. The record is from RefSeq and is a predicted model, not a curated record. Gene Ontology annotation, molecular function: protein kinase activity; ATP binding. The transcript has 11 exons. NCBI's taxonomy places the organism in Eukaryota, Metazoa, Chordata, Amphibia, Anura, Bombinatoridae. Gene Ontology annotation, biological process: protein phosphorylation.
CUCCGGCUCCACCCUGCGCACCACUGUUGCCGCAACCUCCAGUCCUCUCCCAACAUGGCGUCUUUCGCCCGCUGAGUGCACUUUCCCGAGUCCAUACCGAGACAUGCACACAGGUUUGCCGGGCGGCAGACUCACAUCUUAGAGCAGCGCCGCUUCCCUUCCCGUCUGACUGUCGCACUCCGCCUGGAGCCCGUGCCGCCAUGGCUCACUCCCCGGUAGCUGUGCAAGUCCCAGGGAUGCAGAACCACCGAGCUGAUCCAGAAGAGCUCUUCACAAAGCAAGAACGCAUUGGCAAAGGUUCUUUUGGUGAAGUGUUUAAAGGAGUUGACAACCGGACUCAGCAUGUGGUUGCAAUAAAGAUCAUUGACCUAGAAGAAGCAGAGGAUGAAAUAGAAGACAUACAGCAAGAAAUAACUGUCCUAAGCCAGUGCGACAGUCCAUAUGUGACAAAGUACUAUGGUUCUUACUUGAAGGGCACCAAACUGUGGAUUAUAAUGGAGUAUUUAGGUGGCGGGUCUGCUUUAGAUUUACUGCGUGUUGGUCCUUUUGAUGAGUUCCAGAUUGCCACCAUGUUGAAAGAAAUCCUGAAAGGGCUUGAUUAUCUUCACUCUGAAAAUAAAAUUCACAGAGACAUCAAAGCUGCCAAUGUCUUACUUUCUGAACACGGUGAUGUAAAACUAGCUGACUUUGGUGUUGCUGGACAGCUGACUGACACACAAAUUAAACGGAACACAUUUGUUGGGACACCUUUUUGGAUGGCUCCAGAGGUUAUACAGCAAUCUGCUUAUGAUUCCAAGGCAGACAUUUGGUCCUUGGGCAUAACUGCAAUUGAGCUAGCUAAAGGAGAACCACCAAACUCUGACAUGCAUCCCAUGAGGGUACUGUUUCUAAUCCCGAAAAAUAAUCCACCUACUUUAAUGGGUGAUUUUAGCAAGCCCUUCAAGGAGUUUAUUGAUGCCUGUUUAAACAAAGAUCCCACCUUUCGCCCUACAGCAAAAGAGCUCCUAAAGCACAAGUUUAUUGUGAAAAAUGCCAAGAGGACAGCUUACUUGACAGAGUUGAUUGAUCGGUUUAAAAGAUGGAAGGCAGAAGGACACAGUGAUUCCGGCUCUGAUGAUUCCGAUACGGAGUCCAGUAACAAAGAGAACAAUUCUCACCCUGAGUGGAAUUUUACCACAGUGAGGAAGAAACCAGAUGCAAAAAAAUUUCAAAAUGGAACCGAUCAGGAUCUUGUGAAGACCCUUAGCUCUUUGUCUGUAAUAAUUGCCCCAGUAUUUGCUGAGCUUAAACAGCAAGAUCGGAAUAAUGUGGUCCGGAAAAAUGCGAUUGAAGAACUUGAGAAAAGCAUUAAUGUAGCGGAGGCCAUCUAUCCAGGGAUCACUGAUAAGAUGGUAAAGAAACUCAUGGAAAAAUUCCAAAAGUUUUCUGUCAGUGACUCUUAAGUGUCUCCUGAUGUAAAACACCAGCCUAUUAGGAGGGCAGAAGGACAUUCAACAAUUCUACUCCAAGCCUGGCCGUGCUUCGCUUUCUCAGCUCCUUGUGCCUUUUUGGAUCUUUUGCAAAACACAACAUUGACCAUGAUCAAGAGUUUGGAGUGAAUCUCCAACUUUUUUGUUUAUAUAAAUAUAUAUAUAUAUAUAUAUAUAUUAUUUUUUUGUGAUGGUGUAAAUGGUUUUAUAUUUUCAGGAAAUUAUUUUGUAAAGACCGAUUACGUUUUAAUAAUGUUUCAUCUUUUUGUUUAAUCCGGUAAAUGUUGAUAAUGUGCUUUAUUUUCCCUCUUGGGUAACAGUAAGAUGUACAAGUAGCAGUAUGUUGUGGUUUUGAUGCACCGUACACUGAUGAAACCUAUUGGUCUUUUUAGGACUAAAGAAAACUUGACAUUUCCUUAUAUAUAGAUGUGGAGGCUCACUACCUCUAUUACAAAAGCUGUUUCAUUUAGCAGGGUAUUUUUGAGCUGCCAUAUUACUUAACACCUUGAUUAGCAUCAACUUUGAGCAGGCUCUCAUCUGAAUUUAAACUUGUUCACUCUGGGAAGAUACCAGAGCUCUUCAAGUGUAUGAAAGGCCAAGUUACAUAUGGCUCAGCAGUAUAUGCCGUAAAACAUAUCAGUACACUGCUUACAUUGUGCAAAUCUCAAUACAACCUUGGCCAGUUGGUAAAAAGCUAUUCUAAAUUCUCCACACUCCAUUCUGUUAUCCACUUUUUCACAACCAAAGUUGUGAGUUUAAAAUAUGUAAAUGGGGUCCUGCUUUUCAUAACAAAAAUGCCUCCCUGUCCUAUUUUAACCUGCACUGUGCCUACUAUGUAUAGAAAAGGAAAACAAUUGCAGAAAAAUCUGACCAUAGUAAUGCUUUCAGAUUUGCAAGUAAAAUGUAGCACUAUUUUUAUUUUAUUUUUGACUUGAAGGCUUUUUCUUUGGAGACCUAUUCAAGCCGUGUAACUUUGCUUUCUUUAAGGAGAGUUAAAGCAAUACUUUUUUGCUAUUAAGCAAAGUGUUAGUCUAUUGUAAAUUAAUCUCUUGAGAAUAAAAUAUGUACAUUUAAUGCUUCAGUGAGGGUCUGAGCAUCAUGUAAGAAAAUACCCUCUGAACAGACUUGAGACAAUGGUUCACACCAGCAUUACCCCAGUUACAUGUUUAAUAUAUAUAUAUAUAUAUAUAUAUAUAUAUAUAUAUAUAUAUAUAUAUACAUACUUUUUUUCAUGUAAUAUAUUCCAUUCUUUCAUUUCCAUCCAUUAACUCCACCAUCACGUAUUUAUAAUCCUGUGAAAGUGUAUUUUAAAUAUGUAUUUACCAAUUCAUAUACAAAUGAGUUAUAGAUAUUAUUUCACAAAAAAGAAACUUGAUAUUUGGCAGUACAAAUAAUUUUUCAUAAAUAACCGGCAGAACUGUAAAUGAUCAAAUGUAUAUUUAUGGUACUGCUAAAAGGGAUGUUUAAGUUACUGCCCCGUGUAUAUAUUUUUCUUUGGUUUGAAUUGAGCAUGUGUUUCAGCAUUUUGUUUCCUUUGCUGUUGGUGUAAUUUUAUAUAUAUAUCAUAUAUAUAAAGGCUGGAUGUGUUAAUUUUAUGAUUUUGAGCCCUGCAAAAAAAUAUAUAUUUUUUGUUACAGGGAUUAUAAUCUUUUUCGCUGUAGAGGUUAGCCAUGCAUUGUUAAAUGAAAAUGCAUUGCAAUUCUCUCAUCGAAUGGAGUAAAAACCGAAGACUGUCUGCCAAAUAGUGUAAUGGUGCGUUUCAGUCGCAUACUACAUUUAGUCAAAUUGCCAUUACAGUGUUUAUUUAAUAUUAAAGUAGCUAUUCAUGUUAAAAUGGUAACUUUCUCCACAUUCUUCUGAAGAUGAACAUGCAAUUUUCAUAAAUUAAAACUUGUUUGGUACACUGCUAGCUGCACUUUAAUUAUACAAUUCUUCAAUUGCUAGUAGAUUAGAAAAACAGAUAAUUUAUCACCACAAAAACUCUGCUUUAUAUUUAAAUGUUUAAAAAAAUAUAUAUAUAUAUAUUUUGUAUCCUUGUCUAUUCUGUAAUUAUUUUAACUUAUGCUUUUUUUUCUUUCUUAUUGUUUGAGGCCCCCUCUAAGAAAAUGAAUACAAAGUUUACUGGCUAAUUCAACGUGUGUCAAAGACUUGACCUCUAUCUAUUUUUGUUAAUGUCUUAGAAUUAUUAAUCUUUUAGUUUUUUUAAUUAUGAAUCCAGCAUUUCAGCCUGUCUUAAGGGGAAAAAGUAAUUUACAAGCCAUUUUUGAGUUUUGGUGGUGAUAAUGGAUAAGUAGUUUUAUAUACAAAAUUAAUAUAGAUGAGUCUUGACAGUUGAGGCAUGCAACUUUUUAGUUUUUCGAUUUUAAAUUGAUACAUGCAUUAUUAUGAGUGGAGUGCCCCCCAUGACUACUGGAUAUUGUUGUAAUAUAUAUAUAUAUUGUAUACAAUAUGAAGUGUGCUAUGACCUACACAGGAAUGAUUAAAGAAGAUUCUUUAUGAACCUAGGGGGUUAUUUGCCUCUCACUCCAGCAUAUUUUAUUCUUUCAUGGUUAAGUUAUAUCUAACAUGAAUUGCUGCUUUAACAGGACACUUGAAAUAUGUGGCUGGCAAAUGCCAAGGAAAGUGGUGCCUACACAAUUUAAUUCACUUUUAACGUCUUUUUUUUUAAUUUUUAACAAGUUCUGUUAUGGUUUAUCUGCGCUUAUAACUUAAUCUCACUUCAAAUUUAUAUCUUGAAAAGUCUGAAAAUAGUUUUUGAAAACAAUGCUAUGAAAAAAAAUAUUUUUAUAAAUAUAUAAAAGCCGUAAAAGAUGUAAAUAGUUGAUCAGAAAGCUUUAUAAAAUAACUUCACAGAGAAAAAUGGAAAAAUAUAGUGGUACCCAUAUAUCCUUCGUAGUCAUUACUCUUGUAAAUCUGUUAAUAGAGUAAGCUUAUUUCAAUAUUUCAGGGGAUUUUAAAUGGUUUAAGAAUAAAUAUUUAAAUUGUUAGACUUGAA